AAGAGAGAGGGCACAGUAGGCAGCUGAUGUCAGCGAGCGGGGUCCAGCUCAACACCAUGGCACGGGACGGGAGCAGAGAGGAGGACCGGAAGGGGAAUGGAAGUUGCUGUCCGAAUCCAUGACAGAGAUGGUGGACACCACAGCCGAGGACUUGCUGUCUGAAAACACAACAGGACGGGACACGGUUUGUGGGUAAUCUUGGAUGAAGGACAUAUAUAUAUAUAUAUAUAUUUGUAUACAUAUAUAUGCGUUUCCAUGAGAGGACUGCGGUGUGCGUCUCUGUCGUCUCCCCGCAGGAUACAACACAACUAAAGCCGCUGCAGUCAAACCAUUAUCGGGAGCGUUCGGAGCGGAAUCGGAAAGACAGUCGCUCCUAACCUCGGAGUAUCGGAUAGACUUCUCUGCUUCCCUUUUUUUCAGUAUUUGGCGCUCGGCAGCAGGUUAUUAAGUUUCUUUACCCUGAGACAAUGGACUCGUCCCUGCACCCUACAGCGCAGAGUGAGCACAAGAAGGGUACGAGACCUCGCUUCACCAUCCGCCCGGCUAACUCUCCUGCCUACAAUUUAUCUCUGACACGGGGCAGAUCAAGUCUUGGGAGACCUGCGCCUCCGCAGGAGGCGAGAGAUACGGGUCAAACCAGGGGCAUUAUGGAGAGAGUGUGCAGGGAAAAGGAGCAGGGCCCAAACAAAGAUGACAACACGACCACCGGAAACCCGCCCGGGGCCAGAGAUUGCCGUAGUUUCGCCGCUCUGCGUGAGGAGAAGAAAGCGUCAGACCCCAACAUGUCUCACUGGUCAAACCAGAACAGCACAGGAGGUGAAGCAAUGGUGAUGGUGUGCAGCGAUGGUGGAGGUGGGAGCUUUAACCCGGCACCUGUGGUAAUGCGGGGCAGGACCGAAUGGAGGAGUAGGCAAAACCUGCCCGGUAGGAGUAAAAGUUUGGACUGGAGAGAAGGAGCUCCUGGUCCUGAGCGGGACACCGGGGUGGAUUUGCAGGGGCUCUCGACAAACCAGGAAAUGGUCGCACAUAAGCGGGCAGAUAGUCUGGAGAGGAGAGAGAAAUGUAAGGGAUCUGAGAGCAGCGUAAUGUCCAAGGUGAAGGCCUUUAACUCUGCAGGUACGACUAACAAGAGCCCAGGGUAUCAACUCUCAGCUGGACAUACAGAAACGGGGCUGAGGUAUAUGGGUCCGGCUUUGGAGAGAUCUGCCAAGGGUCUCUCUCUUCCCUCCAGGCUGCAGUCUCAGUGUGGACUCAGCUCGGCUUCCGGGUUAAGGGAGACAGCUUCUUCAUGUGGGUCCAAGGCAGGUCGGAAUAUCUGGGAGCGGAUAGAGAAACUCUAUGGGCACACCGGGCCGGGUCAAACUGAGGAUUCCGGCAGAGCUCGGCACCACGUCACCCCCUUUGGGACAGUCCAGGAUCUGUCUGUGGGGGAAGGACAAACCAUGGCGGACACCCAUCACAGAAAAUCAGCCAACCAAUCCUCUUCCUCCCAACCGCCAGCUGGCCAGUGGAGGAGGGUGUCUUACAGGGGGGAAUUGGGGGGAACCUUCCCCAGACAUUUCUCCAAGGUGGAGAAAAACAGCCUGAUUCCCCAGCAAAACAAUAAAACUGAUGCCUGUGCAUCUUCUGAUAGGCCCGAAAACAGCCUAGCGCACCCGGCUAGUUCUGUCAGCUCGGCGUCUCCAGUGCCAGCUCUAACCAGGGACAGAGCAGCUGCAGGAGGGCAGCGGUGUGGAGGAGCGCUGGAACUAGGUGCCAGGUCUCUGGAUGGAUCCAGGGGUAAGCACACUACAGUGGCUGAGAUCGGAUCUGCAAGGAUGGUGGGGGCCAUUGGUGGCGUGCACACACAACCUCAUACUGUCUCGGAGGAAGGAAGUCAAGAAUCUUUCAAAGAUCUAGCCAGACCCAAAGAGACGGGAAUGAGUGGCAGCAAGGAUAGGGAUAGGGAAAACGACGUGGAGGGAAUAAAGCGGGUUAAUGGAAUCAGACGGAGGACAAGGGAGAGAAAUGAAGAUUCUGGGGCAAAAGUGGAAGGGGAUAAAGGCUUAGAAAAGGGGAGAUUGACUAAUGAUUGGCUAAAAGGAGUGCAAACAAAGGGGGAAAAUGGGAUAAAGAGCAGCGGUCUCAUCAAAGAUGUUCUCGAGUCUGGCACACAAAAGAUAAGUUCAAAUACUAGAGAGCAGAAGACCAUUUCAGAGAAGAUGGUUAUUCCCUCCGUGGACAGUGUUAGGAAUAAGAUCAACCGGUUUGAGGCUCUGACCCAGAAGGUCCAAGGCUCAACAAUGUGCAAGUUUACAAUGUCAAGGAGGGCUUUCUCUGUGCCAGAUCAGCUCAGCGGGAUUGGCGAAGGGGUGAAGAAGAGCAGGUCAGAAAGAGCAAUAGGAGGAACGAAGGGGAGCUGUCUAGGGUUGAAAGAGGGAGGCAGUGCAGGUGAUAGAACAGGGGAGGAAGUAAAAGAGUCUAACGUUGUCAAGAGGAACGGGUCAGAAAAAACCAUGUUAGGGACCAGAAGGAACAUAAAUGGGGGGGAAGAAGUGGACAAGUUGAACUCGAGGUCUGCACUGGUGGGCGAGGUAGGGGUAAGAAACGGAAACGACAAGAGAAGAGACCCUGGUUUGGCAGUGAACGAAGCAAAAAAUGAAGUCGAUAGCGGUAACGACCACGCAGACGACUUUGGUAAAUACUGCAGACUCAAGGAUGAACUAGAAAUCCCUCUAAACGGAGGAUCUAAACAACAGAGGCUCAGGAGCUUUUACAUAGAUGAGACUGAUUUCUGCAAAGCCCCAAGCCCUGAAAAGCCGAGUAAAAGAGAUAUUACGAGCGGCGACUCUCCAUCCUCACCGCCGUGCAACGCCGGUGAAAACUCAGACGGUCUGUUGUGUGCUCCCGGUGUUCAGAACACACUGGCCUCUAGACUUCCUUCACCUGUCAGUGAUGAUGACAAGACGCCGACGAACACCCCAGACAGUUCACCCUUUCUCUCACGCCACCCGCUGAUGGAAAACGACGCUGCGGUCGCUGAUGGACCGAGAGAAAGCUCUCCAGUAUUCAGCGACACAGCGCCACCUCCGGGGAGAGACCCCCCACACCUCCUCCUUGGCCCACUCUCAACUUCCUCCCUCAUGGAUAUCACUGCUCCAGAUGGCAUCACCCCUUGCCCAGAAGGGGAGAAACAAGACAAGGACCUGAACACUUGGGUCACCAGCUUGAAGAUCGAGGGUUCUAUGGAUGAUGAUGGUGAUGGUGAUGAUGAUGAUGAAGGCACAGAGAAAGAUGAAGAUUCGAACUAUGACUCUGACUCUGCAGAGUCCUCUGUGACCAUCACCAGCCACAUGAGCCAAACGGAUCACAGGAGCUUCUGUGUCAGUCUGGCGGAGCUGUGUAACUUCGGCGGACUGGACUACGAGUCGGAGAACAACGGUGAUGAGUGGUCAUCGGGGCGGCGGUCGGCCUCCUUGAGCUCCGACAUGUCCGUCCUGUCCUGCGUGUCCAUCCUGCCUAGCGAGGAGCUGGACCGGCUGCUGGAGGACGUCCGAGGCCUGGGGGACAACACUCUGCAGAACUAUGACGACGUGCAGGUAGUAGUACUCCAUAAAGAUGUGGGCAUAGGACUGGGCUUCAGCGUGGCUGGAGGCGUGGACCAGAACAAGCCAGUCACUGUGAGAACUCGCUUCUCAUUCGCCACCGAACAAGUACGAAAGCCCGAUGGUCUGUGCCCGUACUCCCCCCUUUUCUCUCUUCUUCUCCUCCAGGUCCACAGGGUGUUCCCGUCAGGAGUGGCAGCCCAGGAGGGCUCCAUAAGGGAAGGGGACCAUGUCCUGUCAAUCAACGGCACAGCAAUGUGCAGCUCCGCCCACUGGGAGGCCUUGAGGACCUUGAGGAAGGCAAAGACCCUGGCGAUGGCGGUGGUGGUCCUGAGGAGGGUGGGGGUUUGUAGCCUCAGUAAGGGGAGAACGGAGUCGGACGACCAGGGAACGACACAGAGUCUGUCCACGAACACAGGUCACCAUGUGUGUGUGAGGCUCGAGAAGCAAAGCCGGGAUCUGGGCUUCAGCCUGGAGGGAGGCGUUGGCUCCAGUCUGGGGGACCGGCCGCUCAGCAUCCAGAAGAUCUUCCAGGGGGGUCCAGUUGGUUCGGUGUGUCCCGGUGAUGAGCUGCUCGAGAUUCAAGGCGUGAGCAUGAUGGGGAUGAGACGCUUGGAAGCCUGGACUCUGAUCAGAAGACUGCCCCCUGGGCCUGUGGAUGUAGUAUUACACCGGCCGUUGAAACCGCCCCAGACCUGAGGGCGACCCGGGCUCAGGACGGACAAGCGACGGCCAUCUUCCUCUGCUGGGACGGCUCAUAAAGCCCCGCGGUCUUCUGUUGGAGCGCACGUUCUGGCAGUCAAGGUCAAAGAGAUUGUAUGUCUUUUAACCUUACAAUUAUUUAGAGUUUAAACCGCGUCUAAUGUAAGUUUUUAAGGGAGACAUCUACCUCAGUGAAUGGAGCAUUUUUAUUUUAAUAUAUAUUUUUUUUUUACCAGCCAUGUUUGAAAUCUACUGAUGACGUCCAUGUUUGUCAAGGCUAACACCUGCUCAUACUCACAGUUUGGCUGGUUAAAAGCUACGGAUUUGGUACCGGUAUAUUUGAGCCAUAAAGAAUAUUGUUACUUAUUCUGUAAUAUACUGUGAAUAGAAAGUUGUGUCAGAGCUUUUAUAUAGUUUAUGUAACGAGCUUUUUAA
Molecule: messenger RNA, 4721 nt
Organism: Lampris incognitus (smalleye Pacific opah)
Lineage: Eukaryota; Metazoa; Chordata; Actinopteri; Lampriformes; Lampridae
Exons: 6
Coding region: 468-4283 (1271 amino acids)
Biological process (GO): leukocyte chemotaxis; induction of positive chemotaxis
Molecular function (GO): cytokine activity; CD4 receptor binding
Source: RefSeq, a predicted model, not a curated record